GAGAAAUGAUCAUUUCCCGCUCGUGGCUUGUCUUCGCGAGAUAAGACAGGGAGAGGGAGUGUUUCUUAUAUCUGCCUGCGCACAGUAAAGACAAAAGAUUUGGAGAGAAAUGUGCAAACUGCUUUAGGUUAUUACGAUGAAGUGUGUAUUCCUGCUUGAAAUCUUUCUUCUCUUACUGUUGUCUUCAGCAGCAAUUACAAAUGCAGCGUCAGUGAGGCCCAUCAGGUCCGUGUCUGACCCCGUGCACUGCCAGUGGGGCCCCUGGUCCCAAGAAGGCUGGUCCGCCUGUGAUGGAUGCUCCAAAACACAGACGCAGAGCCGCUCCAUUACAGUCUACCCUCAGUUUGGUGGUCAGCCUUGCACUGGGAGCUCAACCCGUACUCAGUCAUGUAUACCGGCUCAGGCCUGUCCUCUAGAGGAGGGUUGUGGAGAACGUUUCCACUGCCAGUCUGGGAGAUGCAUCAGCCAGUCUCUGGUCUGCAAUGGAGAUCAUGACUGUGAAGAUGGCUCAGACGAGUGGAAAUGUGACAGCAAAGAGUUCUGCAAUCUGCAAAAACCUCCACCGAAUGUUGAGCUCACUGGUCAAGGGUUUGAUGCUGUGAGAGGAGAAGCAAGAGGAACAGUUAUCAACACCAAAAGCUUUGGAGGUCUGUGUAAAAAGACCUUUAGCGGAGACCACAGGGACCUAUAUAGACUUCCCCAAAGUGUCCUCAGAUACGCUUUCCAGGUCACAGCAAAAAAUGAUUUCACAGAUGAAUCUUAUGAAAGCACUUGGCACUACGUUAAUCACAUUGAGCAUCAUUCAAAAACAACAGGCACAACUUAUGGGCAUGAAGAUUAUGUCUUCCAUGAUGAGCUAUUUCAGUCACAGUCUAAAAAUCUGCUGAUCAUGAAGAGUGAUAUGGAUGUGGCCCAGUUCCAAAACCAGGCCCCAGAAUAUCUGCCACUUUCGGAAGAGUUCUGGAAAGCACUGCGAGCCUUGCCUGUCUCAUAUGAUAAUGCUGCCUAUCGCAAUGUGCUGGAGAGAUUUGGGACCCAUUAUAUUUCAGAAGGCACUCUUGGGGGCCAGUUUAGAUUAUUUAUGGCAGCCGGCCAAGAUGUCUUAAACAAAAUGCAAAGGGUGGAAAGAGACUAUAAACGUUGUGUCGAGGAGUCCCAUUCUAUCUUGUUUUUCAUCAGGUGGACCACUGUAAAUUGUGAUGAGCAAACUUAUAGGAAAUUUGAACGCGAUUAUAAAAGCAUAAUACAAAAUGAUAUGACCACGAAUAUCAUUGGUGGAGAUCCUGGAUAUAUAGCAAAAUUGUCCAAUUUUAACAAAAACACACCAGUGGAGAAUGGCAGGACUUUCUCACAGUGGUCGGGUUCAGUGAAGGUGUUUCCAAAAGUCAUCAAACCAAAGCUCAGGCCUCUCUAUGAGCUGGUGAAAGAGGUCUCGUGCGUGGGGGUGAAAAAGCAUCACUUAAAGCACGCAAUUGAGACUUACCUCAGCGAGAAACAUCCAUGUCACUGCAGAGAAUGCCAGAACAACGGGCUGCGUGUGCUGAACAAUGACGUCUGUAAGUGUGUGUGUAAACCAGGCACCAAAGGCCAGGCAUGUGAGCACGGGACGCCUCACGAUGAACAACCAGGAGUGAUUCAUGGAGACUGGGCUUGUUGGUCAUCAUGGAGCUCCUGCAAGGAAGGUCAGAAACGCCGGAGUCGCUCCUGCAGUCGUCCCGCUCCUUCAGGCGGCAGGGACUGUAUUGGGAACGCUGUGGAGACGACAGCCUGCGAAGAUGAAUUAGAUUACCUACGUACAAUGGAGCCUCACUGCUUUGAUGAUUCCAUCACACCCAGGAAAAGUUGUAAAACACCCCCCUUCCUCGCUAAUGGGUUUGUUUUGUACCCCAAAGAUGCAUAUCCAGUGGGCAGUAAGACUGAAUAUACAUGCAUUGAGGGCUUUCACCUGAUCGGGGAUCCUAUAGCAGAAUGCCAAGAAAAUCUGAACUGGUUGAGAAAUCAAAUAGAGUGCAAGAAAACAUUAUGUGAUCUACCUCAGCUUCCUCCAGAUGUCACUGGAAGCCCAUGGAAGCUUGCCUAUAACAUCGGUGAAGCCGUCUCGCUAUCCUGCCCUGAAGGGAAGGUCAGAGAAGGUCCAGCUGAGAUUCAGUGCAAUGCUGGCCUUUCCUGGUCACCGCAACCAAAAGAAACCAGCUGUCUCACAGUUUUAAAUUCAACCACUGUGACAAUGCAAUGCAAACCAUGGGAGAACCUGGCAAAGGACAAAUGUGUCUGUAAAGUACCCCACGAGUGCAAGUCUUCCUUUGAGAUAUGUGCAACCGAUGAGAAGCGCGGUCGGACAUGGACACUGAGUCUGUGUAAAGUACAGGCUAUGCGCUGUCUGGGACACGAGUACACGCUGGCUGAAGACAGUGCCUGCCAGUGGCCACGUCGCACAUCCACCGCUUGCCCGCACUGCACAGUCUGGGAGACGUGUGAUGAGCAAACGAACAGCUGCCGUUGCAAGACGAGUGAGGAAUGCUCAUCCCUGGACGCUUGGAUCCACGUGUGCGUGCAGCAGGAAGGAGCGACGGCGCCAGUGACAAUGACAGAAUGUGAGGCGGCUGUGAGGAAAUGCAGAGGAGAAGCUGUCCGCAUUGUCAGCAUUCAACCCUGUCAGUCAUAAUCUCAGAGCCUCACUAAAGAGUGUAAAUUAAUUUUGUUACCUAAAUAUACAAUCAAAAGAUUAAAGUAGUAGUUCACCCAAAAAUGAAAAUUGUGUCAUCAUUUACUCAUCCUCAAGUGUUUCCAAACCUGUAUGAAUUUCUUUGUUCUGCCGAACACAAAGGAAGGUAUUUUGAAACAAGUUUGUAGCUGUUUUGGGCCACCAUUGACUUCCAUAGUAGGAAAAAAAAUACUAUGCAAGUCAAUGGUGACCCAAAACAGCCUAACGUUUUUUCAAAAUAUCUUCACUUGACAAAAUUCAUACAGGUUUUGGAACUACUUGAGGGUGUAAAUGAUGACAGAAUUUAGAUUUUUGGGUGAACUAUUCCUUUAAGUUAGGACUGUUCGCCGGGGAAUAGUGGACUAGUGAGUAGAUAAGGUUUCCUAUUUGCUGUGACAAUAUUUAAUGUCCCAGACAACAAAUGUGGUCCAUUUAACUGCAUUUUUCAAGACAAGUAAAAGCUUUUUAAAAAAAUCACAAGGGAGCACUUACUUUUAUGCCAUAGGAAUAAAAUGAGAAUCUGCGAAACUAAGUGUUUUCACUUUCCUCAACUUUUGGGUUAGCCUAAUGACCAGCAAAAAAAAAAUAAGAAAGCGCUAGUAAAACCAACAUCGCCAUGCAUUCCCGUCAACCUGUUCUGGACUUCCACUGGGCUCUGGACAGCAUGAUAUUGAGCCAGCUCCAGACGUCCUGCCAAACUCCUGACAACCAGCCCGGAUUCCGCCAACAGCUUGUCCACCAUCAGCACCGCAGCCAAAUAAUUAACCUGAAAACCUCGUCUGUUCCUGUAAACGUUUUUUUUUUUGCACCUUCCAUUACUGCUUCAGCAUUGUUGCGAGAAAGCAAAAGGGUAGGCACUGCUGCCAGGUGCGAAUUUCACAGCCUCCCUAUUAAUGUGCUAACAAAUCCAAUUACCUAUAACUGACUGAGAUCCAAACGUGAUAAAUUUAAUGGGAGACACUGAAAUUGGAGCCUGUGACCUGUCAGAGGGUUGUUCUGAGAAUUGCGGAUAAUAGGGUGAAUAUCAGAUGGUUUAUAUUGUUUCUUACUGAAUAUCUGACUAACAUGUGUCUCUCUGAAAAGAGCUCUUUUAUUAUCUCGAGGAUUAAUAUCUGUACCUUUUCUUAUGGUGCUUUGUACGUUAAAUAAAAAAAAAAAUUGUAACACAA
Molecule: messenger RNA, 3873 nt
Organism: Puntigrus tetrazona (Sumatra barb)
Lineage: Eukaryota; Metazoa; Chordata; Actinopteri; Cypriniformes; Cyprinidae
Gene: c7a
Product: complement component 7a
Exons: 18
Coding region: 137-2665 (842 amino acids)
Biological process (GO): immune response
Cellular component (GO): membrane attack complex
Molecular function (GO): protein binding
Source: RefSeq, a predicted model, not a curated record